Molecule: messenger RNA, 897 nt
Organism: Oncorhynchus keta (chum salmon)
Lineage: Eukaryota; Metazoa; Chordata; Actinopteri; Salmoniformes; Salmonidae
Product: beta-galactoside-binding lectin-like
Exons: 4
Coding region: 133-537 (134 amino acids)
Molecular function (GO): galactoside binding; laminin binding; carbohydrate binding
Source: RefSeq, a predicted model, not a curated record
UUGGUUUAUCAUAGCGUCACUCACAUUUGGCUAGUGCACUUGACCAUAUAAGCUCGCCUGCUUGGUUCUACUGCAGUCUGAAGCCAGCUAAGCAUUCUUCAGCUGUGAACAUUUGCGGUUUGUGCUGUCAAGAUGAGUGGUGUUGUGGUAAAGAACAUGUCCUUCAAGGUGGGCCAGACCCUGACCAUCACAGGGAUCCCUAACUCUGAGGCAGCACAUUUUGUCAUCAACGUGGGCAACAGCGAGGAUGACCUCGCCUUGCACAUGAACCCUCGCUUUGACGCCCACGGAGACACCCGGGCCGUGGUGUGUAAUUCCUACCAUGGAGGCAAGUGGUGUGAGGAGCACAGAGAGGGAGGAUUCCCCUUCAACCAGGGAGAGGAGUUUAAGAUAAAUAUCACCUUCACCAAGGAGCAGUUCCUAGUUUCUUUUCCCGACGGCUCUGAGAUCCACUUCCCCAAUCGCCAAGGAGACGAGAAGUAUAAAUACAUGCAGUUCGAGGGCGACGUCAGGAUCCAGGGCGUCGAGAUCAAGUAGACCAGUCGGAGUGGAGAAGAAUCCUCCAUUAGUCACUCAAUUGGAUCUUUAGCUUUCUUGUCUGGCUACUCAUUGGCUUUCCAGAGGUCCACACACAAGCCUUAUUCUCUGUUUUUUUACUCACUCACCAUAGUUUUAAGUUAGUUUUAAUGCUGCCAUUCCUAACCAACAGUGAAACCUGCAAGUAAAAUAUACAUUUUACAAUAGCAGCACAUUACAAGCUUGGAAGUGUUGAAAUGGUUUUAUUGAAGAUCAAUGUGUCUUUCAUUAAUGUGGAACAAUCAUUGCAGAUCAUUCCAGAAGUGGGUUAAGAAAAGUGCAAAGUAUUUGUUCAUUAAAAUGAUCUUUUUAUGAACCAUU